UAAAUAAUCUACGCUAAAUGUGCUCUCAAUGCGCCUAAGCAUUCUGCUUUGUACUGUCGCACUGAUUCUCGCCUUACAGGCAGAACUCACUCAACAGCUGUCCAUUAUGUUGGGCAAACUCACCCACGACAACCAGGAUGUGGACGACAAUAUUGAUGAUUAUUCGAAGCGUCAAGGCCAGUACGACAUGAAGAGCUGGGAUGAAGCGGGGGACGAGGCGUUUCAAGGCAGCAGCCCAUGCGACUCAGUGCCACAACCCAUGUGCAGCAGCACCACCUGUAUGCCGCCAUAUCCCACCACUGCUAGUUGCAAUCCGUUGGAGCCAGCAAAUCAGAAUGUAGGCAUGCAGCAGCCACAGCAGCAGCAGCAGCAGCAGCAGCAACAACAACAGCAACAAUAUCAACAGCAGCAACAGCAAUAUCCUCAGCAGCAACAAUAUCCUUCUGGGGCCGAUGACUCUGAGACACGGGGCAAGGAGCUGCGCACAUUGGUGCAACAUUUGUAUGUGGCACAGGCACGGGUUCAGCUCGAGGCCACGGAAAUACACAAAGCGCAGGCAGUGGCCACAUCAGCACAGUCACUGCUCGAGGAUUCGGCGAAUCAUGUGCGCAUCAUUACCGCCACUCUGCACAAUGCACAGCAGGAAGUCGCUGCUGCUGCUAUACGGGCACAAAUAGCUCAACUGCAGCUGGCGGCGCAUGAUCAGCUGUUGUUUGCUGCUCGGCAGGAUGUGGACGCACUGUCCUCCCAGGUGGUUGGGUUGCAGGCAGCAGAGGGCAUUGUGCAGCCCAAAUUGACGGUGGAUCUGCAUGCCCUGCUAGAGAAGCUGCGACAGCCGCUUCAACACUUUGACCGACCCACGCCGGUGCCGAUGAUUAUCACCUUGCCGCCGGGGCCGGCUGGAUUAGACGAUGUGACUGAGGGUAGUAACAAUAAGGGCCUCUUCAAAGAGGAGCAACAUGAGCCUGCCACACUCCAUAUGGACUACACUUAAUACUCACUUCUGAAUUGUGCGCUACAUAUAUUUUUUAUGAUUCUAUCCGUUCUAUAU
Molecule: messenger RNA, 1051 nt
Organism: Drosophila grimshawi
Lineage: Eukaryota; Metazoa; Arthropoda; Insecta; Diptera; Drosophilidae
Product: putative mediator of RNA polymerase II transcription subunit 12
Exons: 3
Coding region: 29-994 (321 amino acids)
Source: RefSeq, a predicted model, not a curated record